CACCACCACCAUUCGCCAUUGUAUUCCUUUUCACCCCUCAAUCUAAUUCGAGCUAAUUUUGCUCGAUUAUCAUUGCAAAUUUGCGCGUAUACAGAUUAUUUGAAAGAAGAAGAAGAUAGCAAUGGAAUCAGAUGAUGAGAUGGCAACGGCGAUGAUGGAAGAUUCGUGCGACGACGAGGAUUUCUACGACGGCGACGGCGACGGCGACGAAGAUACCGACCCGGACAGCGUCGUUGUUAGUUACGACGGCUUGAUGGACCACGACUCCGACGAUUUCGAUGAUCUCUCCUCCUCUCACCCUAUAUACUAUCAUAGGUCACAGAAUUUCAUCAUUUUAAAUGAAGAUGAUAUACGGCAACGGCAAGAAGAAAGUAUCACUCAGAUAUCUACUGUCCUCUCAAUUUCAAGGGUUUCCGCUAGCAUUUUGCUCCGCCAUUAUAACUGGAGUGUUAGUAAAGUGAAUGAUGAAUGGUUUGCAGAUGAAGAAAAGGUCCGCAAAACUGUUGGUUUGUUGGAGAGUGAUACUCCCCUUCCUGGUGAUCAAGAGCUAACUUGUGGGAUCUGCUUUGAAAAUUACCCACGUGAUAGAAUGAGAGCUGUUGCCUGUGGCCAUCCCUUUUGCUUUGGAUGUUGGCAAGGCUAUAUUAGAACAUCCAUUAAUGAUGGACCUGGAUGUUUGAAUUUGCGGUGUCCUGAUCCAUCUUGUGGUGCAGCUGUUGGCCAUGAUAUGGUGAAUGAGUUGGCUUCGAAAGAUGACGAACAGAAGUAUAAUCGCUACUUUUUGAGAUCAUUUAUUGAAGAUAGUAGGAAGACAAAGUGGUGCCCAGCACCAGGCUGUGAUUAUGCUGUGGAUUUUACUGUUGGUGGUGGAAACUUUGAUGUCACUUGCCAUUGCGCGCACAGUUUUUGCUGGAACUGUGUUGAGGAAGCCCAUCGUCCAGUUGAUUGUGGAACUGUGUCCAAGUGGAUAAUGAAGAAUAGUGCCGAGUCUGAGAAUAUGAAUUGGAUAUUGGCUAAUUCUAAACCUUGUCCCAAGUGCAAGCGGCCAAUUGAGAAGAAUCAAGGCUGCAUGCACAUUACAUGCACGCCACCAUGUAAAUUUGAGUUUUGUUGGUUAUGCCUUGGUGCAUGGUCAGAACACGGUGAAAGGACUGGUGGCUUCUAUGCAUGCAAUCGUUAUGAAGUAGCCAAGCAAGAAGGAGUGUACGAUGAAGCUGAAAAACGAAGAGAGAUGGCUAAAAAUUCUUUAGAAAGAUAUACACAUUAUUAUGAAAGAUGGGCUACCAACCAAUCGUCUAGGCAACGUGCAAUUGAGAAUCUACAUCAGAUGCAAACAGUACAUUUAGAGAAGCUAAGUGAUAAGCAGCGCCAGCCUGAGUCCCAACUUAAGUUCAUUAUAGAGGCUUGGCAACAGAUUGUUGAAUGUAGACGAGUCCUAAAAUGGACCUAUGCGUAUGGAUUUUAUUUAAAUGAGCAGGAACAUGCUAGGAAGCAGUUCUUUGAGUAUCUACAAGGCGAGGCGGAGUCUGGUUUGGAACGGCUUCACCAGUGUGCAGAGAAGGAGUUUCAGGGAUACCUCAACUCCGAAGGUCCUUCACAAGAGUUCAAUGAAUUUAGAACAAAGUUGGCUGGGUUGACCAGUGUAACCAAGAAUUACUUUGAGAACCUCGUCCGAGCUUUGGAAAACGGUCUAUCCGAUGUGGACUCUCAUGCUGUAAGCAGCUGGGCAGGCAGCUCGCAGACUGAGGGAGGAGGCAGUGGCAAAGGAAGAUCCGGCAAGGGCAAGGGAAGUACAUCCAAAUCAAGUAGUUCUAGGAAUAUGGAUGAUUCUGGCCAUUGGUCAUGUGAACAUUGCACCUACGCCAAUGUAAGGUCAUCAACUGUCUGCGAGAUGUGCCAUCGCCACCGAUGAAGUGACGAGUCACAGACGCGCUGCUGCUUGGAUGUGGGAAAUCAAGAUGGGGGCUGUGUUGGAGGACCAAACUCUCCCCAUAGUUCUUGUGCUCUGCCGUAGACAAAACAUGGGAGAAGAGAGACAUGGUGACUGCAAGAAAUGAAAUCAUCUGUUUUUAGAAACUGAGUUGUAUAAAGUCUCUGCUGCCCUCGGCUACACAUGAAUAUGCAUCUGUAUCAAACUAUCUCAAUAGUCUCGUGUUGUAUAUAAAAUUGGCAUUCAUCAUUA
Salvia hispanica is the source of this 2182-nucleotide messenger RNA. Its product is annotated as putative E3 ubiquitin-protein ligase ARI8. Lineage: Eukaryota; Viridiplantae; Streptophyta; Magnoliopsida; Lamiales; Lamiaceae. Gene Ontology annotation, molecular function: ubiquitin-protein transferase activity; zinc ion binding. The record is from RefSeq and is a predicted model, not a curated record. Gene Ontology annotation, biological process: protein ubiquitination.